AUGGUUCCGCAUCUACAUUACAAUUUGAAUCGACAAUUUACCCUGAUCACAAUCAUGGAUGAAUAUAAUGAAAUCACCAAGAGUCCAACAUUGGUUGCUUUUGGAGGUUCACAUACCAUGGAUCAUACGAUUUAUUAUUUGGAUUUGGAACCAAAAUUAUCGGAUGAAAACUCUUCAUUGUACGAAUGGAAAGAACUGACAACAGUGACCAAGAAUAUCAAUGGAGAAUAUUUCCAGCUCAACAGGUUGGAUUAUUACAAUGCCAGUAUGAUUUAUUCUCGCAAAUUGCAACAAUUAAUUAUAUUCGAAGGAUCUACUAAUGGUAUUUAUUCUCUUUGUCUGAAAACAAAAACUUGGGCAAAAGCAUUGGAAUUAAAUUUUGUGGGAUGGCCCAUCUACCACGCACAUUUUUUAAAAUUAUGUGAUGAACACUCGAACCAUGCAUUGUUGGUUUCCAGAUUUACUGAUUAUUCCAACUUUAAUUUAAUGAUUGGAAUGAUUGACUUGGACGAUCUUUGUGCCACAAUUCACACUCCUCAAAAAUCUGUCACUUUUUUGAAACCACCCAAGGUCUGUAAGAGAAAUAGCGUAACUCCAAAUUAUGUCGUUCCCUUGCGGCAUAAACAGCAACUUGUUAUUUUUGAUACGAAUGAGAAAUCGGUAAUAACUACGUCGUUAUCAAAUCAAGAUGAGAAGACUCAGCGUUGUGAUUGCAUGACACCAAAUUGUAAUCGUUUGGUUGCGUGUGUACUCCCAACGGAUGGACUUUCUGUGGUGCCAUCACAGGAAGACGAAGAUUUACACGGUACACAACUUUUAGUGUCUUUUAUUAGAGAUAAGCAACAUUGUUUAUAUGAAUAUCAUUCAAAAAAAGAAACGUUCACACGGUUGAUACACAAUCCAUUACCUAUUCAAUUAGAACAUCACAUUUUCUUUCAACCAGUUCUUUGUACCUACAGAAAUAGAAGGAAAGAAAGAUGUGCAAUUUUCAUGCCUAACCUGGACAUUUUAUUCAAAAUCAAAUUGGAUUACGAAAAACCAGAAUGUGCAUUUCCUUACUUGAGAAAACAGUUAUUGACACUUUUUGGAGAAAAUUUUGAUAUCGCUUUACAUGCAAGCAUGAGGAAAGAUCUUAUUACAAUUGUUUGUCAAAAUCACUACUUACAUUAA
Molecule: messenger RNA, 1170 nt
Organism: Naegleria lovaniensis
Lineage: Eukaryota; Heterolobosea; Eutetramitea; Acrasida; Naegleriidae
Exons: 1
Coding region: 1-1170 (389 amino acids)
Source: RefSeq, a predicted model, not a curated record